AUGGCGACUACCUGUGCCAGUGGAUGUGCAGCUCAGCUCCAAGGACUGCGAGGGUGCCUUGCUGGACUGCAAAAGCCGCGCCUUGCCGACACCAUGGACGACCAAGUCAGGCUUGACAACGAGGCCAUGCCAGAGGAAGGCUCCAGGGCCGAGGUUCCGCGCACAGAGUCCCCGGCUCUCAUCUCCAGGACUGCAUCUCGCACGAGCAACGAGUCGCAGACCUUGGGCGGGCCAACGCUGUUGACCUCCAAGGCCUGCGCGGCUGCACCCGACGCUACUCAGAAGAUGGAGAAGGAAGAGACAGAGGAGGCCUGCGUGGCGGUAGCCGACGCUACUCAGAAGAUGGAGAAGCAAGAGAAAGAGGAGGAUGCUGAAGAUGUGGAGAACUCCACGGUGGCCCUAACGACAGGCAAUGUCUCGGAAGAAGAGGGCUCGGUGCACUCGACGCCACGAAAUCGGCUGGACUGCUGCACUGCAGCACCUGUGCUUCCAGAAUGGGAUUCCGAGGACUUGCUGAACCUCUCUGCCAAGAUGGGACAGGCUGCCUGGUCUGGCUCGCAGGAGGCUGCCCGCUUCCUGGCGCUCUCCCUGCGCAGAGCGGCGGAGCUCGCGGAGCCACACGUGACCUCGCUGGCUGAUUCUGCAACAGACGCUAUCAAGUCUGCAGCUAAACGGGCCCUGGCACCGUCUCCAGUGGCACCAGAGGUCCUCAGCCGAUCCACCUGGGAGGCGACCAGCCAUCGUGCACUCACGCACCCAUGUGGCUCUGCAGCGCCAGUGUUUCCCGAGCUUGCCGACUUUGACCCAGCUGGACCCGGCACGAAUGCAGUGCCUCCCACAGGGCAGCCCAGGACCGCGAUGCUCAUGUCGCAAAUUGCCAACAUGCACGUUCAGCCUAUGCGGCCGCAGUUCGAUCUCGCCAAAGAUGCGCAGCUGCGUUACUCUCUGCCGGGACUUCCGCAGAAGAGCCUGUCUUUCGCCGUUCCAGGCACUGCCGGGCUGGGCAUGGCUGCGACCGGGAGACCGCAGCCUCAACGCAUGAGCUCAGCCGUGCCAGCUACCACGACUCAUGCUGGCUUUGCCCCGCAGAUUCUGUCAGCGCCGCCCAGUUUCCGACUGUCUGAUGGCCCUGCCUUGGUGUCCCAGCCAGUCGCGGCGGCUUCGGUCCCAGAGGGCCCGUUUCUGUCCCAGGCCGCAGUCGACAUCGCUCGCUCGGUGCCACUGCCUGCCGUUGAGGGCCCAAGCGUGGUUCAAAACCAUGCAAGAGCCGCAGGAGCCUCUGCCACCUUGGCAUUACAGGUGCCAGGAGAUCGGCGACCUUUGGCUCGCAAUCGCAUCCGGGCUGAAGUGUCCGAAGCCGACUGA
This is a messenger RNA of Symbiodinium sp. CCMP2592, 1365 nucleotides long. NCBI's taxonomy places the organism in Eukaryota, Dinophyceae, Suessiales, Symbiodiniaceae. The record is from the annotation of a GenBank genome assembly.